Messenger RNA from Bemisia tabaci, 3922 nucleotides. RefSeq names its product Nuclear localized protein 1 (gene Nulp1). The record is from RefSeq and is a predicted model, not a curated record. Gene Ontology annotation, cellular component: RQC complex. NCBI's taxonomy places the organism in Eukaryota, Metazoa, Arthropoda, Insecta, Hemiptera, Aleyrodidae.
AUAACUUGCCGUCGUGGUUUGUUCUUAUAGACGGUUCUCUCAGCUAAAAACGUGUGCAGAUGACUACUUCAUUAUCAUUGUGUUUGUGUUUAUCCUCACCUCUCGCUUAGACAACACCUUGUCAUUUGUAGUAUGAUGAUUUGUGUUGUUCCCAUCUUCUAAAGUAAACUAUGUCUUCAAGAGUCCUCAAGAAACUAGGGCUGCAGGGUGAGAAAGAUAUCACAUUCUUACCUGAAGAUGGAAGUGAUGCUGAAGGUGAUCUCUCCCAUUCAAGUGGGGCAAGGAAAAAGCAGCUGAAUCUUAACCGCUAUGAUGUGUUAAAUGAGCAGUCCCACUCAGAAUCGGAAGUGAAGGAGGAUGAUGAUCAUGAAACAACCAGCUCUUUGACGAACAAUGAUCUGGGACAAGUUGAAAUCAAGGAAAUUUCAAGGAAAAAGAAAAAGAAGAAGAAAAGGAAAGCUCACCGAGUCCCUGCAAACGCAAGGAGUAGUGAGGAUAAUGCAGAGGAUGAAGUGGAAAGAUCUGUAAGAGAAGUCAAUGAAAUGCUUGGUGAAAUAGAGCCAUCAUUCUCUGAUCCCAAGGUAGUUGUAUGCAGAAGCAAAGAUAUUCUUUCCAUAGAGCAGCGCAAUCUUAAUCCCAAUAACGAGUUAAAACGAAUUUUUGGUUCAAAGAUCGUCCAGCAAACUGAGAUGAAGAAGAGAGGCAGGGUUCGUGGUCACAUGAAAACAACAUGGUUUGUUACACCAAAGAAUAAUUGGCCUUCAAUCGGCAAACCAGGUAUUGAAAUGAAACUGGUUUCAAGCAGCAAUGGAAUCAACGUUUAUCAGUACAUUCAUCAUCCUCAGUACCAACAAGUUCAGAUGAAGUUCUUGGAUGCUGUUGAUAGUGGAAACCCUGAUAAUAUUGUAAAAAUAAUCGACAAUCAUCCGUACCAUGUUGAUGCUCUACUUCAACUAUCGGAGUUUUGCAGGCUCAGUGAAGAUUUUUCCAUGAGCUCUGAAUUCUUAGAACGCGCUUUAUUCAUUCUGGAAUCAUUUUUCCACCCAUCGUUUGCAUCUACUAGUGCUAGCUCCCGUCUUGAGUAUGAUUUACAAGAAAACAGGGCCCUUUUCAUAGCGCUUUUCAAGCACUUGACCCUCGUUGGACAGAGAGCUUGCUACCGCACUGCGCUGGAGCUGAGUAAGUUUUUACUUUCCUUGGAUCCAGUGAAUGACCCAUUGGCUAUUACCCUUAGUAUAGACUUCUAUGCAAUUCGAGCGCAGCAAUAUUCUUGGUUUCUUUCAGCGGCAGACCAAUGGACUGUGACCCGUAACAUCAAUCAGCUUCCUAAUUUCUCCUAUGGGACAGCUAUUGCUCAUUUCCUGUUAACCGGCGGUAAAGAUGUAGAGAAGGCUAAUGAAUGUCUACAAAGAGCGUUAAUACUAUUUCCCGGUGUCCUAUUCCCUCUCUUAGAAAAAUGUGGAAUUCAGCCUGAUUCAAAAGUGAUGGGUCACUCCUUCUUCAAUCAGCAAACGACCAGCACAUCUCUGAAACAGUUAGAAGCUCUUUAUGUGACACGGUGCCAUCACAUUUGGCGGGAUCCUGACUUGUUAGCAUGGCUUGAAAGCAAUGCCCAUGCAGUUCUAGGAAGAGUUGAUGAAGAAGACUCAGAAGUUGGAGACUUACGAAGUAAAGUAGAAACUUGGUACAAGGCUGCAACCCCUCGGAAUAUUCUGCGUCAUUUAAUUUUGUCUGAUUUGAAAGAAGUACCCAUCAAUCUAUUGGACUGUCACGGGCCACUUUACAGUUUCGAUCCAUUACCUCCCCCAGGAGGAACUACCAUCUAUCAUAGGCCAAAUCGCCCUACGCUCAACAUGGAAAAUGCCAAUGCAUUCUCUGCAUUUUUCCGUUCUCUCAUGCCAAAUUAUGACAUCAAUGAGCCAGCUGGACAAGCCAUAGCAAGGGAUGUUGAGCUUGGAACCAAUGUCACUGAGCUGACUCAAAGUGUGACAUCAUUUCUGGGUGCUUUGCGUGAUUAUCUCUCAGAUUUUCACUCUCAGAUUGAUAUUGAUAUAGGUCUGGACACAGAUGAUGAUACUGAAGUAGAAAGCGGCUAAGAUAAUCUCAUCAAAUCAUUGUUUUAUAACAUGAAUACAAGGGUAAUACUUGAAGGUCUAUCCUGACCGUACUUUAUAAUAUUAAUGUUCUCAAGGUGUCACUUUGGAACACUAACUCAAAAAUAAGUUUAGCUCUGUGAUUUCAAAUGUUUAAUUCAUCCUGUUUUUUGGUGGGGAUCUUUAUUGACUCAGAUAUUGGAAAACAUAAAAGGUAGAAAAAAAGAAUGCUCACUGUCUAGUAGAGAAUAAUUACUUUCACCAUUGCAAGUUCUCUUGAAUCAAUUCAAUCGGAAUCCUAAAUUUGUAAACACCCUUAGGCCCUCAUAUCCAAAGGGAUAUUAACCACUGUAUUCCAGUGUAGAGCAAGGUAAAGUCUUAAAAAUUGCUUAUUGAAUCUGGAAAUGUACAGUGAAAGGAUGAAUUGGACGUAAUUUUUUUUAAAAUUUUUUUGUCACCGUCAAAAAAAUCCUGUGGGUCUACUUUCAAGAGAAUUUAUCAGGAGAAGUUAAUAUUAGAAUAAUUUUCCCUUUCUAAGUCGGUGAAAGUUAUCCAAUUGAAGAUUGGGAUGUAGAAAUCUUGCAGGUUUUUUUUCAUUUUGUUUCUUUUUAAGCAAUGGUGCUCCGUAUCAUAUGAAAAAACUUCUUUGCACCCCUUAGCAGUACCGACUGAUUGUUCUCCUCAGCUUGAUUUUAAAUGCAGAAGCAUUUGAUCCUAUUCCUAAUCUCUCGCAGCUAAGUGUGAGCUACCUAUGCAAACUUAGUUUAUAUUUGUUUGUGAGAACUCAUUGUUUAUUAUAGCAUAUAGUAUCUUUUACCUUUAAAAAUCAUUAUCCUCUAAUCGAUGGUUAUUAAAAUUAUUCAAUCAUUGUCCACUGAUCUGUGGUUAUAAAAUAUUCAAUGUUUCCCUCUAAAAUAAACUAACUUUUUGACUAUGUCAUUUAAUAUUCGGUACAUUUAAUUUCCGAAACAAAUGGAUUAUUUUGAUAUCAGUUGCUUCGCUGCGCCUCUGAAGGGCAACACAAUUUAAAAGCAAUUUAUUGAAUGAAGUAGCCCCUAAAUCAGUCUGAAGAUUACAAUUUCGCAUGAACUAAAUAAUGAGAAUAUUAUACUGAAUGGAUUUGAGUAGUAUGAAAUUUUAUCACUGUCAAGCGUAUUUAUUUUUAUUGGAUUGGUGAAAGGCUUUGCCUUUUUUUGAAGUCUGUGCCCAGUUUAGGGAGGAUGUUCAGUGCAUGUUGUUUUGAUUAGUUUGGCUGUCAAUAGUAAUUGGCAUGAAGAAGGUACAUAGUUCUUAAUAAGAUUAUUUCCCUUUAUUUUCUUUUUGUUUGAGUACAAAAAACUGGAAUCAACCUCUAACCAAAAAUUAGUUUUCCUAAUCAGUUCAAUCUUUGAAGGAUAAGUGCAACAUUUACCGCUGAGACCUUGAUUAUCAAAGAAACCACAGCUUUUCAGUUUUCAUCUAAGUGAACCUAUCGCACAGUUUGUUUUCCAAAAUCUCGACUACCAAUCAAAGUCAUCAUGAGGUUGCUAUUAUUCGUGUAAAUAAUCAGAGUGAAGUCUCGUCAACAGGCUGUGAUGUUGAAGCUCAGUUUCAAAUAUACUUGUCUUAUCUCAGCUAUGUCUAGAUCGUUGGAUAUUAUGAUGAAUUUUAAAAUUCGAAAAAUUUUGAUACUUUAAAAUGUAAAAACACCAAACCUAGAGGGUCGAAGAGAAGAUUCCAGGUUAUUUUAUUUUCUCACUUUGUCUUCCGCUGUCCUUUCUAGAGGGCUUGUAACAGGUCGUUCUGUUUAAGGAUAGUAAUUUGUAAAAUAAAGAUGCUCCCCCAAUGUU